UGGAAACUGCUACAAUGAAUUUAUUACAAGGAUGUGUCGUGCAAAUAUGCCUGAGUCUUUUCAACAUACUUGAGGGUAGAGACAAAAUGAAGUAUGGAGGAUUCACGUCUUUCAUACUAAUUAUGCUGGUUGGUUUCUCAUCUUUAGGACAGAUUUUGGAAGACAGGAUAGCCAGAAUAAAAAUGACUCUAUGGGAAAGUGGAUGGGUGGAUAAGCCACUUUUUAUCAGAAAGAAAUUGUUCAUGAUGAUGGUUGGUGCUUCAGCUCGAAUUGAGUUAAGACCUUUCGGGCUGCAAGGUCUUAAUAUGCAGAGUUUUGCUAAGGGCCGGUUUCCGAGCUCGGAUUUAACCAAGCUCUAG
This is a messenger RNA of Nilaparvata lugens (brown planthopper), 359 nucleotides long. RefSeq lists its product as uncharacterized. Gene Ontology annotation, biological process: sensory perception of smell. The coding region runs from base 15 to 359 and encodes 114 amino acids. Gene Ontology annotation, cellular component: membrane. The record is from RefSeq and is a predicted model, not a curated record. Gene Ontology annotation, molecular function: odorant binding; olfactory receptor activity. The transcript is spliced from 4 exons. Lineage: Eukaryota; Metazoa; Arthropoda; Insecta; Hemiptera; Delphacidae.